AUGGCAUUGGAGAACUUACUUCCUAGGCAAAUUGUUGCACAUUGGGUGGAAUUCCAAGUUAUUGUCCUUGGGAUUAUGGCACAGACCAUUGGGGAGGCAUUUGCCAUUUGCUCGAGAAACUAUGGGCGUACAUCUUCACCAGGGAGCCCGUUCAGGAAAGUUGCCCUGGGCCUCAGCGUUGCUCCUGCGAGUAUUUCGGACAGUGUGACCUUAGGUUUUGGCCCCAGACUCCGGAAGGGUUACCAGACCUACCAGAAUGGUAGUCUUACAUCGUCCUGCUUUUCCUUGCUAUUGCGACCAGAACUUUGCCCAACUAUUCGGCUGGGAAGAGGACACCUUCGCUGGGUAUUGUGGGUUUAUGCAGGUGGCCGUGGUACGGUUGAAGUCGGUCGUCAAGACAAGCUACCCGUGGUGAAACUUGUGGCUGUGAGGCAUGGCGCUGGACGCACGACUAACGACGGCAAGGUACCAUCAAGGAACACGGAAGAACACAGCCAGUACCGACACCAAAAGCCCCCACCACCCAGACCAGUGAUCAUGAUCACCGCGCACAGCACAGCACACGGCCAAGACCGCAUUAACCGGCCACUACUAUCCGUUUCAGUUAAAGAUUCGAGCGAUCCUGCCCUUUAUACACGAAGGAGCGCUGGCGAUCGAAAUCUCUUGAUAAGGUGGUACGAUGUGGUUGCUGCACUGCGCGCGCGCACGCAGAAGGCUGUUUGGUGGUUUCGUGCACCACUACUACCACCGCCGCCGCCGCACGCGCUAUCACCCGGCGCUCUCGUGUACCGUACCUACCUCCCACGGAGUAGAGUAGCACAGCACCCAACCGCACCAUCAUGAUCAUCAGC
Messenger RNA from Aplosporella prunicola CBS 121167, 851 nucleotides. RefSeq lists its product as uncharacterized. NCBI's taxonomy places the organism in Eukaryota, Fungi, Ascomycota, Dothideomycetes, Botryosphaeriales, Aplosporellaceae. The record is from RefSeq and is a predicted model, not a curated record. The transcript has 5 exons. The coding region runs from base 1 to 843 and encodes 280 amino acids.